AUGGCAUCGAAGGCGGCCCCCUCCUGCCGUCUGGUCUUCUGCCUCCUGAUCUCCGCUGCUGUCCUCAGGCCAGGCCUUGGAUUGUAUACUGUAAGCUCAACAUAUGGAGAUACCAUUAUCAUGCCUUGCCGACUCGAUGUACCUCAGAAUCUCAUGUUUGGCAAAUGGAAAUAUGAAAAGCCUGACGGCUCCCCAGUAUUUAUUGCCUUCAGGUCCUCUACAAAGAAAAGUGUGCAGUAUGAUGAUGUGCCAGAAUACAAAGACAGAUUGAGCCUCUCCGAAAACUACACUCUGUCCAUCAGUAAUGCGAGGAUCAGCGAUGAAAAGAGAUUUGUGUGCAUGCUAGUGACUGAGGACAACGUGUAUGAGGCUCCUACAAUAGUCAAGGUGUUCAAGCAACCAUCUAAACCUGAAAUUGUUAGCAAAGCACCAUUUCUUGAAACAGAGCAGCUGAAAAAGUUGGGUGACUGUAUUUCAAAAGACAGUUACCCAGAAGGCAACAUCACGUGGUACAGGAGUGGAAGAGUGCUGCAACCCCUGGAAGGCGUGGUGGACAUAGUUUUUAAAAAAGAAAUGGACCCGGUAACUCAACUCUAUACCAUGACGUCAUCCCUGGAGUACAAGACAACCAAGGCUGACAUACACAUGCCAUUCACCUGCUCUGUGACAUACUAUGGACCAUCAGGCCAGAAAACAGUUUAUUCGGAACAAGCAGUCUUUGAUAUCUACUAUCCUACAGAGCAAGUGACAAUCCAAGUGCUGCCACCAAGAAGUGCCAUCAAAGAAGGGGACAACAUUACUCUGAAAUGCCUAGGCAAUGGCAACCCUCCUCCUGAGGAGUUUUUCUUUUACUUACCAGGACAGCCCGAAGGAAUAAGAAGCUCAAAUACUUACACACUGACAGAUAUGAGGCGCAAUGCAAGCGGAGACUACAGAUGCUCCCUGACAGACAAAAAGAGCAUGAUUGCAUCAACAUCCAUCACUGUGCACUAUUUGGAUUUGUCCUUAAAUCCAAGUGGGGAAGUGACCAAGCAGAUUGGGGAUGCCCUGCCUAUAUCAUGCACAAUAUCUGCUAGUCGGAAUGCAACUGUGGUAUGGAUGAAAGAUAACACCAGGCUUAAAUCUAGCCCAUCAUUUUCUAGUCUCCAAUAUCAGGAUGCGGGAAACUAUGUCUGUGAAACUGCUCUGCAGGAGGUGGAAGGACUAAAGAAAAGAGAGUCAUUGACUCUCAUUGUAGAAGGAAAACCUCAAAUCAGAAUGACAAAAAUCAUUGAUCCCAGAGGCCUGUCUAAAACAGUCAUCUGCCAUGUGGAAGGGUUUCCGAAGCCUGCCAUACAGUGGACAAUUACUGGUAGCGGAAGUGUCAUAAACCAAGCAAAGGAAUCUCCUUAUAUCAAUGGCAAGUAUUAUAGUAAAAUUAUCAUUUCCCCAGAAGAGAAUGUUACAUUAACUUGCACAGCAGAAAACCAGCUGGAGAGAACAGUAAACUCCUUGAAUGUCUCUGCUAUAAGUAUUCCAGAACACGAUGAGGCAGAUGAGAUAAGUGAUGAAAACAGAGAAAAGGUGAAUGAUCAGGCAAAGCUCAUUGUGGGCAUCGUCGUUGGUCUCCUCCUUGCUGCCCUCGUUGCUGGGGUUGUCUACUGGCUGUACAUGAAGAAAUCAAAGACCGCAUCAAAACACGUAAACAAGGACCUUGGUAAUCUAGAGGAAAAUAAAAAGUUAGAAGAAAACAAUCACAAAACAGAAGCCUAA
Molecule: messenger RNA, 1752 nt
Organism: Pipistrellus nathusii (Nathusius's pipistrelle)
Lineage: Eukaryota; Metazoa; Chordata; Mammalia; Chiroptera; Vespertilionidae
Source: the annotation of a GenBank genome assembly